UUAUCACGCAUUUUUUUUUCAGUCUGAGAUUAAUCCAUGGCUCUAAACUGCUUGCACUUGCUUGCGAUUAUCGGAUUUCUCGUCGCGAAUUUGCUCCCGAUGUCGCUAUCCUCCGUCGUUUCCACCGGCGAUUUCGACAAAGAUUUCUUCGUGACAUGGUCUCCCAGUCACGUAAACACUUCCAAUUAUGGCCGAUCAAGAACCCUUAAGCUUGAUCAAGAAUCUGGAGCUUCCUUUGCUUCCAACCAGAUGUUCUUGUUCGGGCAAAUAGACAUGAAGAUCAAACUGAUACCAGGAGAUUCUGCUGGAACCGUGGUUGCAUAUUAUAUAUCGUCGGACCAGCCUAACCGGGAUGAAAUUGAUUUUGAGUUCCUCGGAAACGUAAGUGGGCAGCCAUACAUUCUUCAGACAAACAUUUACGCGGAUGGAUCUGACAACCGUGAAGAGAGGAUCUAUCUCUGGUUCGACCCGACCAAGGAUUUUCACACUUACUCUAUUUUAUGGAACAUUCACCAAAUUGUAUUCUUUGUAGAUCAAAUUCCGAUAAGGGUUUACAGAAACCACACGGACAAGGGAGUGGCAUUCCCGAGACGGCAGCCGAUGAGCGUGAAGGCCAGCCUAUGGAACGGAGACAGCUGGGCAACACGUGGAGGCCGUGACAAGGUUGACUGGUCAAAGGGUCCGUUCCUCGCAACCUUCGGGGACUACAAGAUCGAUGCUUGUGUCUGGAGAGGAAAUCCGAGGUUUUGUAGAGAAAGGGGAGAGGAGAAUUGGUGGAACAAGGACGAGUUCAGUUCUUUGACAAGAUUGCAGAAGAGAUGGUUCAAAUGGGUGAGGAAAUAUCAUAUGAUAUAUGAUUAUUGCCAAGAUCAUCAAAGGUUCCACGAUAAUCUUCCCAAAGAAUGUUCUCUACCCAAUUAUUGAUUUAUAUCAAAUACUCAGUUUGAUAACUGUUCUUCUUUUACAAUAAUGUGAGUUUGUUUAAGUA
This is a messenger RNA of Tarenaya hassleriana, 988 nucleotides long. RefSeq names its product probable xyloglucan endotransglucosylase/hydrolase protein 10. Gene Ontology annotation, biological process: xyloglucan metabolic process; cell wall biogenesis. NCBI's taxonomy places the organism in Eukaryota, Viridiplantae, Streptophyta, Magnoliopsida, Brassicales, Cleomaceae. Gene Ontology annotation, cellular component: cell wall; apoplast. Bases 37 to 924 code for a protein of 295 amino acids. The transcript has 4 exons. The record is from RefSeq and is a predicted model, not a curated record. Gene Ontology annotation, molecular function: xyloglucan:xyloglucosyl transferase activity; hydrolase activity, hydrolyzing O-glycosyl compounds.